This is a messenger RNA of Brenthis ino (lesser marbled fritillary), 1512 nucleotides long. The record is from the annotation of a GenBank genome assembly. Lineage: Eukaryota; Metazoa; Arthropoda; Insecta; Lepidoptera; Nymphalidae.
AUGCCGGUUGAAUUAAACAGUCUAACAGAAGGAUGGCUAGAACUAGAAAGCGAUCCGGGUUUGUUUACACUUCUACUAGAAGAUUUCGGAGUAAAAGGAGUACAAGUGGAAGAAAUAUAUGAUUUGCAUAAACCAUUAGAAAGUCCAGUGUAUGGUUUUAUUUUCUUGUUUCGAUGGAUAGAAGAGAGACGCUCCCGACGUAAGUUUGUUGAACAGACUGAAAGUUUUGUACGGGAUGAAGAAACAAUUAACAACAUUUUCUUUGCCCAGCAAAUGGUUCCAAAUAGCUGUGCUACACAUGCUUUGUUGUCAAUAUUAUUAAAUUGUCCUAACCUUCAUUUAGGUGAAACAUUGAGUAGAUUAAAGCAUCAUACUCUUGGCAUGAAUCCAGAAAAUAAAGGCUGGGCCAUAGGAAACACACCUGAAUUAGCAUGCGCUCAUAAUUCACAUGCUAUACCCCAAGCUCGCAAGAAAACUGAUAAGAAUGCAGGAGUGUCUACUGGACGUUUUACAGGUGAAGCUUACCAUUUUGUCAGCUUUGUGCCAAUAAAUGGUCAUUUAUUUGAAUUGGAUGGCUUAAAACCAUUUCCUACAGAUCAUGGCCCAUGGGCUAUGGAUGAGGAUUGGACAGAUAACUUUCGAAGAGUUAUGGCCGAAAGACUAGGGAGAGAUGCAGGGGAACAAGUGCAUGACAUUAGAUUCAAUCUGAUGGCUGUCGUACCUGAUAGAAGAAUAGCUUUAACACAGAGAUUAAAUAUGCUGGAAAUCAACCAGAAGAGAGUGAAGGAAGCUAUCUCAAAAAUUGGCAAACAUUUAAGGCAUCUGCUAAACAAAAACAAAGACUUCAAUGAUGAGACAAUGUCACAAAACAACGGCACCGAUGGUAUCAGUGAUAAUUGUAUCCAAAUAUCUGAAGAUGCAACUCUAAAUGCCUUGGAUGCUUCGGAGGUUUCAUCACUUGACAUAGACUUUACUCAUUCCAUUACUAUUGAAAUUGGAUCCAUGGAGAGAGCACAGUUUGAUAAUUCACUUAGUUUAGCUGAUCCAGUGGAGCCAACUACAUUGCUUAAGUUUGUUACUAUAAAUGGAGAAAAUGAAAUACUUUCUGAAAUCUACCCGACAUCUACUACAGCACUUGUGAAAAGCAAUGAUAUGCCAAUAGUUUUGUGUACCGAAGUAAUACCGGAGCAACCCUAUAGGAUGAGGAAGUUGUUGUUCACACACUCCGAGUUAAACUCUUUGAUGAGCAGUAUUAUUAGCGAAGUGCAGUCGUGUCAGCAGGCUCUGAACGACGAAAACGAUAAGAGGGAUAUGUAUAAGGUGGACGACUGCCGGCGCACGCACAACUACGACGAGUUCAUCUGCACGUUCCUGUCGAUGCUGGCUGAGCGCGGCGUGCUGGGCGAGCUGGUGGCGGCGCAGCUGGAGCGCGGCCGCAGCGCGCGCGCGCGCCGCCGCCGCCCGCGCCCGCGCCCUCGCGCGCGCCCCCGCCCGCGCCCGCGCGCUCGCAAG